GGAGAAGAACCAGAAUCAUCAGGGGUGAUUUGCGACUUACUCAUAUCGACUUUGUGCCCAGUCAUCAAAAAGUAGAAGGGUAUAAAAACAGCCCCAUCAGACAGCUGGCAACCGCUGAAGGAAGAGGACCUAUUAAUUACAAACAUUGUGCAUACUCAAACAAUAAUUCCGAAUAUUCUAAAAUGGCGAAAAUCAUCUUGACAUCAUUUGUGUUGCUAGCUAUCUGUGUAACUUUGAACGGACAAUGGAUAACGAUUGUAAAGCCAACGACUACCACCACUGUGACGUCCACGACAACGGUAGAGACCACCUGCCUUGUUGAGGAAGGCGCAGGACUCCCGCCAUGCCGGAAACGUCGACAGUUCUGGGUGGAGGAACCAAUCAUCUUGAUGGCACCACCUGAACCCUUGUUCAUCCAACCCACCAACCCUUUCCGUGUGGAGCCUACUGCGGUGACGAUGGAUUUCCUGGAAAAUGAUCAGUUCCAUUCCGGAUUGAGUAGAGACGUUUACCUCCACCCAUCCAUCGUGACACCUGCGAAUAAUUACCAGCACAUGAACUUUCUCAAUUUGGACAACGUGUACCGGAACGAUCUCAUUCAAAGGCAGAGCACAAGGACGACUAAACGAUUCUGGUUCACAAGGACGAUAAUCGUCACGGAAAACGUUGUGACUACCAACACCAACAUGGCCACCCUUUACGGCUGUGCUCCCAGUCCGCUGCCCUUCGUUUUGUGUGUCUGAUUCCUCAAAUAGUUUGAUGUAUUUAAUACUUUCGUAGCCGAUUGGUAUUCA
Molecule: messenger RNA, 794 nt
Organism: Daphnia pulicaria
Lineage: Eukaryota; Metazoa; Arthropoda; Branchiopoda; Diplostraca; Daphniidae
Exons: 3
Coding region: 183-743 (186 amino acids)
Source: RefSeq, a predicted model, not a curated record